AUGUCCGACCAUCUCCCAAAGCCACAGCGUCUGCGCGGCGUCGCCGCCGACGUUCCAUAUAAGGUGUGCUCCGUCGCUGUCGACACGUGCACAGCAGCUGAGAGCGGCCCCGUGAGCGCCGUGCACCUCAUCUGUGUCAUCACAUCCGCUGCGGCUGGCUGCUCCACCACCGAGCACCACCAGAGAAACAUGCACAGGACCGAGUCGCUGCUGGUGCUCUGCGGCGCGAUUGCCGUCCUCCUGCUGAGCGGCCCGGCCCAGGCCAGCAUCGGGUCCUGCGUCCGAAACUGCGGCCAGUGCAAGAGCAUGUACGGCCGGUUCUUCCAGGGCACCGCCUGUGCGGACGCCUGUCUGGCCGGGAAUGAGGGCCCCGACUGCUACAACCCCUCGAUGGUCUCGCGCUUUCUGAAGCGGCGAGCCUCGCCGGUGGUCCCCGCGUCCCCCGGGCUGGCGUCCCUCGGCGGCAAGUACGAGUAUUACAGCGUGGACGGCCAGCCGGCAGAGGCGCCCAUUUCCGGCAGCUCGGCUCUCUUCAGAAUGCUCUCAGCUCGAGGAGUGGAGGCGCGGAAGUAGCCCCGGCGAGCUCUGCACCUCCAUUACGCAUUUCCCCUCGUGAACUGACGAACAUGACCUCAUUAUCACUCUCCGCCUGAUAGCAUUCAUACGCGUGUGAAUGGGCGCUACUAUGUGUAUGAGGAGAUAUUGAAAUAUAAAUAACAUGCAUUCGCAAAUGAUGCAAUCAGCAACUGCGUUUCGAUCUUCAUGCGUCAAUAAAUAAUAAAUACCGUACGUUGAACGCUCCCAGGAUAACAACUCAGGAACGAAAUAUAGGUAUAUAGGUACUGGCUGCUGCAGGCAAAAGGCCAGUUUUUAUGUAACGACUAAGGUAGUAGUUAUAUGGAAUGAAAUAAAUACCCAACAUUGCUCCUU
Molecule: messenger RNA, 930 nt
Organism: Amphibalanus amphitrite
Lineage: Eukaryota; Metazoa; Arthropoda; Thecostraca; Balanomorpha; Balanidae
Exons: 3
Coding region: 1-573 (190 amino acids)
Biological process (GO): ecdysis, chitin-based cuticle; neuropeptide signaling pathway
Molecular function (GO): ecdysis-triggering hormone activity
Source: RefSeq, a predicted model, not a curated record